AUGCGGCCUGGGCCCACGCUGCUGCUCCUGGCCCUGGCCCUGGGCCCCCUGCCCGCGCCCCGGCUGCGCCCUGUCCCGCCGCCCGGGACCCCGGCCCGUUUCCCCCUGGGGGCCGAGGGGGCCGCGCCGAGCCGCCAGGUGGGUGCCCGCGCCCCCGCCCCGCGCGCGCGCCCGGCCCGUGCGCCCCUGCGCGCGCCCCUGAUCCGUGCGCCCCUGAUCCGUGCGCCCCUGCGCGCGCGCCCGGCCCGCCAGGUCCUUCAGCCUUGCACCAUCCAGAACCUGAAGAUCACGUCGGACCGGGGCCUGUCCCCGCUGGUCCUGAACCGCAAGCUGACCGCGACCCUGGACGGGAACGUGCGCGUGGACUGCCCGCAGGCGCAGGACAGGCUGGAGAGGUGGCAGGUGCUGGCUCUGCGGUCCAUGGGCGACCCGCACCGCUGGCACAGGUCUCUGAAGCUCAACCUGGUGACGGGCAAGGAGCGCUGGGUCCUGCUCAUCCCCAGCAACUUCUUAGCUCCGGGCCUGUAUGCCUUCAACUUCUCCCUCAGCCUCCUCAGCGCCGGCCGGGAGUUGGCGAAGGCGUCCGACCGCUUCUACAUCACCUUCGUCAGAAGCCCCCUGAAGGCAGUCCUCCAGGGGCCCCCGAACCUCACCAUAAGCUUCGCCGACCCGCUGGUCCUGAACGGAUCGUCCUCCUCGGACCCGGAUGCCGACAAGAACCCCUUCGACGGGAUGCAGUUUGCGUGGUACUGCAGCACCGACGCUGCCCUCCUCCAGGACCCCCUGCAGCUCACAGGGAGGGACCACCUGUGUCUCCCAGAGCAGACAUCUCUGCUGUGGCCGGGCCCCCAGGGCUCAGUCCUGGCGCUCCCGCCCAGGACCCUCCGAGGCGGCGGCACGUACUUUUUCAAAAUGGUCAUCCAGAAGAGAAGCCGGAGUGCGUCUGCCGAGAAAACGGUCCAGGUGGAGCCCGGGCCCCCGCCGCCCACCAACAUCACGUGCCUGGGAAACUGCGGCCAAGUCCUGAUGGUCUCGGAAGCCUUCUCCCUGUGUGCCAACUGCACCCAGUGCACCCCCCGCGACGCGUACACGUGGUCCCUGGCGUCGGACGCCGGGCAGGAGCUUCCGUUCGACUGGGAGUCGCACACUACCACCGGGAGGGCGGGUGCCUGUGUGUCCCUGAAGGCCUUCGCGUUCCAGGGCCUCCCAGAAGCGGGCUACCGGGUGCGGGUGCACCUGAGCACGUGGGGCGGCAGGACCGUGAGCCUGGCGCACGCCUUCACCGUGAACCAGCCCCCCCAGGCCGGGAAGUGCCGCGUGCGGCCGGCCGAAGGCACCUCGCUGCUCACCCACUUUGUCGUCCAGUGCCGGGACUUCCGGGACAAGGACACCCCGCUGACCUAUAAGAUCAUCGUCUCCGACCUGCGCGGGUUCGGCACCAUCAGCUCCCUGGAGGAGAACACGCUGGGCGCCAUCCUGUACCUGGGGAACGCGUCGAGCGUGGCCACGUCCUUCCUGCCCCCCGGGGACCCCGCCAACCGCGACUCCCUGAAGCUGUACGCGCAGGUGUCGGACGCCCGCGGGGCCUUCUCGCAGGUGGCCUUCCGGGCCCGGGUGCACGCGCCCACCCGCGCCAUCUCGUCGGCGGCGCUGCUGGAGCAACUGGGCAACCUGACCACGGCGCCCGCCCGCAGCGCGGCGUCCGAGGUGAGCGACAGGGACGUCGAGGUGGCCGGCUACCUCUUCUACCUGGUGGCGGCCAUGCUCAAGGACGUGCAGCUGGGCCAGGAGCAGCAGUCCGAGCGCGAGAAGCUGUACGAGGAGCUCGUCUCCAAGGCCUCCCUGCUGCCCCUGGACACGGCGGAGCAGAUCGGCCAGGUGGUCAUGCUGCUCGCCAAGCUGACCGAGGUGGCCGAGGACCUGCCCCGGGCCAUCCAGAUCCAGGCCCUGGUGAGGAUCUGGCAGGCCAACGAGGCGCUGCAGAAGCACCGGGGGGACGAGCACUUCGACACGGAGCAGGUGGAGGCCGUGUGCACGGGCGUCCUCACCACCCUGUCCAACCUCCUGCACCACACCAGCCCCCACGAGGUGGCCGAGGAGCCGCUGUACGUGCUGCAGGGCCUGGUGGCCACCGUGCUGGCCGGGAAGGUCCCGAGCAACGAGACCACCACCCUGAGGAGCGCCAGCGUCAACAUCUACGUCCGGAAGACGCCCAGGUGGAACGCCAGUGUCCUCUGCGAGGAGGACCCGGCCGGCCCGGCCUGCUUCCAGCCCACGCUGACCCCAGCCAGCGUGGAGAGCCUGCCCGAGGGCUCGCCCGUCUCCAUCAUGUUCUGCAUGUUCGCCGCCGACCCCUUCCCCUGGCUCGCGGCCCCGGGGCCGAGCCCGGUCCGGGUGGCCGGCUUCCGCGUGACGGGGACGGCCCCGAACGGCGACACGGUGGACGUCGUCCCCGACGUGACGGACACGCUCCUGCUCCGGACCAACCUGAGCGACGGCCUCUUCCCCCUCACCGUGGGGCCCGACCACCGGUCGGAGGAAACCGGGGAGCCGGGGAGGGUCACCUCGGGGGCGUUCAGCUUCGAGCUGGGCGGCACGGCCCAGGAGGUGCUGGUCUACAUCCUGACGGAGGUGACGGUGCUGUUCACCGCCUCGCUCUACGCCGGCCGCACGGUCUCCGAGGCGGCCCUGGUCGCCACCUUCCUCGUGCCCCCCGACGGCCCCCCCGUGGCCAACCACAGCGACCGCUUCGACCCGGCCUGCCCAGUGGCCUCGGCCCACGUGCUCUGCCUGUCCCCGUCCCUGCUGCGGCUGGCGGCCGAGAGGAACCCCGAGGCACCGGCCUGGCUGGUGGUGCUGCUGCGGGCGCCACGCUUCGUCUCGGGCCCCACCGACCAGCUCGUGAACGUCUCCGUGCUGCGCCUGCAGUGCCUGGACAUGGCGGGCGACUACGGCGAGUGGCGGGAGCACACGUGCGGGCUGGGGGCACACACCACCUGGGCGCAGGUGCACUGCGUGUGCACGGCGCGCGCGGGCCACCUCCGCGCCCGGCGGCAGCUCCGCUUCUUCGGGGCCACCGGCGAGCAGCUCCGGACCCACUUCCUGAGCUCCCGCGUCCUGGUGGCCCCCAACUUCGUGGACCUCCGGCUCGAGGUCAUCAAGACCGUCCCCCAGAACCCCGUGACGCUCCUGACCGUCGUCCUCGUCAUGGGCCUCUACGUGGCCUUCGCCUUCUGGGCCCUGCACCGCGACGAGACUGACCAGUUCCUGCGGGACCACGUCAUCGUCCUGCCCGACAACGACCCCUACGACAACGUCUGCUACCUGCUCACCGUCUUCACGGGCAGCCGCUGGGGCGCCGGCACCCGGGCGGACGUCUUCGUCCAGCUGCGGGGCACGGAGGGGGCGAGCGACGCCCACUGCCUGAGCCACCCGCAGGUCAAGGCCCUCUACCGGGGCAGCAUCCACACCUUCCUGCUGACCACGCGCAGCGACCUGGGCGACCUGCGGUCCGUCCGCGUCUGGCACAACAACGAGGGCUGGGCGCCCGGCUGGUACCUGAGCCGACUCAAGGUCGAGAGCCUCUUCAGCCGGCACAUCUGGCUCUUCCUGUGCCGGACGUGGCUCUCGGUGGACACCUCCCUGGACGAGACCUUCUCCCCGAUGCCCGCCGACCGCAGGCUGGCCCCGGGCGACUACUUCCUCAUCGACUGCGUCCACAGCCUGGGCGCCGACCACGCCUGGUUCUCCGUCUUCUCCGGCGUGGUGGGCAACCGCUUCGACCGGCUGCAGCGGCUCUCCUGCUGCCUGGCCAUGCUGCUGGCCUCCCUCGUCACCAACAUCAUGUUCUUCUCCCUCGAGCCCGAGGACCACGAGGGGCCCGUGGCCUUCCAGUACGUGGAGACCAUGGUCAUCGGCUUACAGAGCUGCCUCAUCACCCUCCCCGUCCAGCUGGUCAUCGCCGCCCUGUUUGUCUAUUCCCAGAGGCGGCCGCAGGCCGAGCUGGAGGACGUGACCCCCCAGGCGGCCCCCAAGCCCAGCCCGGAGGCCGGCCACUGGGAGGAGCGCCUGCAGGUCUGGUACACCGAGGAGGCGGCCAAGGCUCAGAAGAAGUCGCUGCGGAAGCAGCACGCCCACGGCGCGCUGGGCAGGGCGAAGGCCAGGAGGACCCGCCUGCUCUUCCGGAUGCCCGAGUCCCAGAGCCCCACCCAGCCCCACAGGAACGCCAGCGCCACCAGCCUUCGGGACAUGCCCCACCGCCACAGCACGGAAUCCCUGCACCCGGACCCGGCGUCCCGCCAGGAGAAGCCCCCGAUCAUCCUGGGGUCCACGCGCCUGAAGUCGGCGGCCCCCCCGCAGAGGAAGCCCCACUUCGUCCUGCCCGGCUGGUGCGUCUUCCUCGCCUGGUUCCUGGUGUUCGCCGUCUCCAGCGUCUCCUCCGCCUUCAUCAUCUUCUACGGGCUGACGUACGGCUACGAGAAGUCCGUCGAGUGGCUCCUGGCCUCCUUCUGCGCUUUCUGCCAGUCCGUGCUGGUGGUGCAGCCCCUGAAGAUCAUCCUCGUCUCGGGCUACCGCACCAGCCAGCCCAAGUACGCCAAGAACCUCCCGUGGACCAGCAACUACCACUACAUGCAGAUCCAGCUGCGGCCCCGGGACCUGAGCCCCGAGGAGACCGAGGCGCUGCACCAGGACAUCGUCGCCCUCCGCCGCUCCCGCAUGUACCAGCCCCUCACCGAGGACGAGGUCCGGAUCUUCCAGAGGAAGCAGCGGGUGCGGAAGCGGGCGCUGCUCUUCCUGGGUUACGUGCUCACCCACGUGCUCUUCCUGGCGCUGCUCCUGGCCCUGGUGGCCGCGCUGGGCCACGCCGGCAGCUUCCACUACAGCCGCUUCCUCCGCGACUGCUUCUCCCCGGGCCUGGGCGCCGUCACCGAGCUGCAGGACGUCUACGAGUGGCUGGGCCGCGUGCCCGUGCCCCUGUUCCACAACGAACAGGACCCCACCUUCCUCCCCGACAGCUCCUCCAAGAUCCUCGGCCUCCCGCGGCUGCGACAGGUGCGGGCCGAGCCCGGCAAGAAGUUCUGCCUGCCCGCCCAGACGCUGGGCCCCGGCCGGAACCGGGGCCGGGUCCGCUGCCACCCCCCGGAGUCCGGGGCCGACCGCGAGGACACCAGGAACUACUCGAGCGCCUGGGGCGCCGUCGUCUCCACCCAGAGGGCCGACGGGUUCCUCUACCAGCCGCCGGAAGCGCAGGGGGCCUACGUGUCCUUCGGGGUCCUGGACGCCUACGGGUCCGGCGGCUACGCCUUCUACUUCUACCCCGAGGAGCAGCGUUUCAACUCCACGCUGAGGCUCGCGGACCUGCAGCGGGACCGCUGGCUGGACGGGCGCACGCGGGCCGUGGUCCUGGAGCUGACCACCUUCAGCCCCGACGCCGGGCUCCUUGGCAGCCUGUCCGUGCUGUUCGAGGUCUCGCCGCUGGGCGCGGUCAACGCCAGCCUCGCCCUGCACUCGUUCACGCUGGCCGACCUCGACCGGGAGACGUCGGCGGAGGCCUACCUGUACGCGGCCGUCCUCCUCUUCUUCGCGGCCUAUGCGCUGGACGAAGCCUACGUCAUGGGCCAGGAGGGCACCGCCUACCUGCGGAGCGUCUACAACUGGCUCAACCUGACCCUCAAGGGCCUCUUCGCUGUGGGCAUCGCGCUCUUCGCCUGGAAGCACGUUCUGGCCACGCGCCUGAUCCGCGCCCACGUGGCCCACCCGGCGGCCUUCGUGCCCUUCCACGCCGUGGCGCAGCUGGACGGCGCCGUGAGGGUCGUCCUGGGCUUCCUCAUCUUCCUGAGCGUCCUGAAGAGCCUGCGGUACUCGCGCGCCUUUUACGACGUCCGCCUGGCGCAGCGGGCCAUCCAGACGGCCGGGCCGGCCAUCGGCCACGUGGCCCUCAUCGUGGCCGUCUACUUACUCGUCUUCAUGGUCUUCGGCUACCUGGUGUUCGGCCAGCACGAGUGGAACUACAGCAGCCUGGCGCACGCCACGCAGACCGUCUGCUCCUACUGUGUCUCGGCCUUCCGCAGCACCGAGUUCUCGGGCGGCCGCGAUGGGGCCCUGGGCCUGCUCUUCCUCGCCUCCUUCCUGCUGGUGAUGGUCUGCGUGCUCGUCAAACUCUUCCAGGCCGUGAUCCUGUCGGCCUACGAGGGCCUGAAGCAGCCCGUGUACGAGGAGCCGUCGGACGAGGCGGAGGCCGUGACCUACCUGUGCCGGAAGCUCCGGGCCGCGCUGGCGUUCCUGCGGUGCCAGCCGGAGCCCCAGUACGAGCCGGAGCCCGAGUUCCUGGUGGGCAUGGUGUACGGGCAGCCGCUGAAGAAGGACCGCCGGUACCUGGGACUCAAGACGCGGAACAUCAGCGGGCGGAGAAUGGUCUACCUGGUGGUCUGA
Messenger RNA from Sorex fumeus (smoky shrew), 6432 nucleotides. It is a transcript of the gene PKDREJ, whose product is annotated as polycystin family receptor for egg jelly. The coding region runs from base 1 to 6432 and encodes 2143 amino acids. Gene Ontology annotation, biological process: detection of mechanical stimulus. NCBI's taxonomy places the organism in Eukaryota, Metazoa, Chordata, Mammalia, Eulipotyphla, Soricidae. The record is from RefSeq and is a predicted model, not a curated record. The transcript has 2 exons. Gene Ontology annotation, cellular component: membrane. Gene Ontology annotation, molecular function: protein binding; calcium channel activity.